This is a messenger RNA of Prorocentrum cordatum, 5997 nucleotides long. The record is from the annotation of a GenBank genome assembly. Lineage: Eukaryota; Dinophyceae; Prorocentrales; Prorocentraceae.
AUGGUGGACGCUGCUGGUGAGGACGAGGUGCCUGCCGACCUCUCGCUUGUGGAGCCCGAGGCCGCCGCCCUCGGCUUCCUCGUGCAGGUUGGCCGCCUGUAUCGCUGCACGGCGUUCGACGCAGAGUCGCGGCCGCAGGGUGAGUAUCUCACCCAGGUGGUAGGCGCCUACCCGCCCGACGAGGAGGGCCAGUUCGCACGGGCCGAGCAGAUCUGCUGCAGCGACGGCUACUGGGCCUGGUGGAUGGCUCAUCCCGUGGAGCGCGGCGGGGCAGGGCGGCCGCUCUAUCACUUCUGCGCGGAGGAGAUGCGCCUCGCCACGCCGAGCGCCUCCCGCGGGACGCUGAUUCACGUCUCGGAGUUCGAGGAGGUCGACGCAGCGGAGGCGUCGGAGUUCUAUCUGGAGUGCAAGGCGGUGGACUCUUGGGCCAGCUGGCCAGAGGAGUUCGGGCCCGAGCCUACAGGAGAGGCGGCGGCUCGCAAGUCGACGGAGGUCGCGCUGGACGAGUUCGGCAUGCCGCUCGACAGCUGCGCGGUUCAGGACACGGCUGCUCCUGCCCCGGGCCCGCGCCCCAGGGCGGCGCCAGCGCGCGUCGGCAGCCGCCAGCCCGCUGCCCUGCAGGCUUCGCCGCUAGAGGAGGCAGGCGCCCGCCUGUCAGCCGUGGCGCCCCCUGUGCGCGAGGCUGGCGACCUUCGCGCUCGGCUCGAUCGGCUUCGCGGGGCGCUGCAGCCAGCUCCUGCGGGGGAGCAGCCGACGGAGAAGCUGCGCGAGGCGGUGGCUGGAGCAGCCCCUGCGCGCGGCGGAGCCAAGCGGCCGCUGGAGGAGGUCGUGCAGGACAGGGCCGACAAGAGGCGCGCGCCCGAGGUGCCAGCAGAGGCGGCUGCGAGUGCCGCGAGCGGUAGCGCUGGGGCAGGAGGCGAGGGGCCUCUUCUCCAGUUGUUGCUUGAGGCGGCGGCCAGCAGGAGCGGCACUGGUGACGUUUUGCAGUCAGUUCUUAGUGGCGCCAGCGGCAGUAGUGAUGGGGCUGUCCCGCGAGGUCUCGCCUCUCGUCGAGGUCAUUUUCGCCAGAUUGCCGCCAGGUUCCCUGGGCUUCUCUCUGAGCAGGCACUGGCCAAGAUGAGUGAGUAUGUCACCGCGCAGUUCCCGCCUAUCUUCCUGAAGUACUUUUUGAAGGUCUUCAUCCCUCAGAACCCCAUCAAGUCGAUCGGGAUUGAGGUCUACCGCGAGAUGAGGACAGUCUGCGAGGCCGCGGAUGCCAUCCUUUCGGGCAAGACGGCCUACGCCUUGGACGUGCUGAGUCAACGGUUCAAGGCGCUUCAGCUUUUCGCUAUUGACAAGAGUUGGUCAGGCGCUCGCUGGCUGGAGCUCAUCCCGCCCUCGAACGAGCAGCUUGCGCUCAGGACGGAGGAUGAGGAGAUCGUGCGCACACGGACAGUGCAGCUGCGCGAGGACGUUUCGAAGGAGGCGACGCCGAAGGAGGUCUCCUGGAAGGCCAUCAAGGACGCCCACCCGAAGAGGCAGGGCGAGACGCGAGGAGCCUACGGCAUGCGCCUCAGGAAGCUCAUGCAGGAGGCUCGCGGGCGACAGGACCGACCCGCGAAGGCAGCUGUGACUCGAGCUGUACCCGCCACGCCGCACUUACUGGACUUGGGCAUCGCCAUCGUCACCUUGCAUUUGCAGCACCCAGGCCGCCUUGGAAAGUUUUGCCGUGAGUUUCGUCCACACCUUCCCACGACUGGAGGGCCGCAGGUAAGGACGCGUGACCUGUUGCCGAUGGCCCUCCCCGACCUUACGCUCACACGAGCAUGGGUCGCAUCUCAGGACGGACCGAGAAGGAAGCGUCAGAGGUUCAGGAUUGAGGGGCGUUUAGUCGCCAGAGAAGUUUGGUCAUACAUAGUGGGGCGGUCUCUCAACUUCGACUACGUUGGUCGAGGUGACCCUCGCCUGUGGAGACACUCGCCAAUGCUACAUCUUGCCCAGCGGUCCGCCUACAAGACCAUCAUCUCCCACGUCGACGGCUUCUUAAAUGACCCACUGACUCGUCGGCCUGACAUCGACUGGUCCCAGAAGAUCAGCAAGCUCAGGGUCGACUACACUGGUGAGGAGCAGGGCGAGGCCUUGCCCAUCAAGCUAGCGGAGCUUAUACCAGGCCUUCCCGACAAACAGCAUGCCGCGCAGCUCCAGAUGGAGGAGUUCGUUGACGAGCACAUCCUGGAGUGGCUCAUGGACCCUGAAGUUGCCACGCUGCCUGCUGCGGAGUGGCCGCUGGACCCUCCUCGCGCCCGAGUCAAUUGCGAGAGGCUCGAGGACUGGUGCGAGGUCGCAGAGCACUUGAUUGGCCUCGGCAUCUUGGGCGUGGUCGACGAGGCGGACAUCUUUGCGCCGCCGGGCCAGAAGGUCUUCAACGGCCUGUUCGCUCGCGAGAAGAUGGGCAAGCCACUCGAGGGCCAGUCGAGAUGCACGCGCCUCAUCUUCAACAUGAUACCCUCCAACGCCUACCUCCGCAACAUCGUUGAGGACACGUCGACUUUGGCGGCCUCAGCUUCAUGGACCAGCCUCCACUUGCCAGCAGGAUGCGUCAUGGUGUGGAGCAGCGACGACCAGAAGGGCGCCUUCUAUGUCUGGAAACUGCCGCCAGUCUGGUAUGGCAGAAUGGCCGUCUCGGUGCCCGUGCCAGCGAGCUCUGCUGGGUUGCCAGGAGACCACCUGGUCAACGCGGCGUUCCGCGUCAUCCCCAUGGGCUGGGUCCUCGCAGUCACCCUCUUCCAGCACCUGCACCGCCGCCUGGCCUUGCGAGCACCGCGUCUAGGAGCUGGUUUGCCUGCAGAAGCGGAGUGGAGGCGCGAUCAGCCUUGGCCGCUAGCGAGGCGGCAUCCUCACGCGUGGUGGCAGGUCUACAUCGAUGACUUUGAUGCGUCCGAGGUCCUGGAGGCGGCAGAGGCGUAUCGGGUCGUGGGCACACCAGGCGAGAUGCAGCUCGCCAUGCGGCGCGCCUACACCCAGGCAGAGGUCGCCUACGCGGAGGAGAAAAGCCACGCGCGGCAGCUGCAGCUCGAGAGGAUGGGGGCGUCCAUCGACGGCUGCGCUGGUACGAUCAGGGCCCCUGCUGACAAGAUGAUCGAGCUGGUCCGCUACAUCCUGCACGCCCUGGGCCGCGAUUACUGCCCAUGGCUGCUUAUGCUCACGUUGCUGGGCCGCGCCGCUCGGGCCCUGGAGUUCAGGCGGCCGCUCUUGAGCUGCCUCAGCUCGGUCUGGGAGUUCUCCACCAGGACGAGAGGAGGGCGCAUCAACAUGGGCAUGAGCCAGGAGCUGCUCGUGUGCAUCGGGUACCUGCCCAUCGCGUGCACCGACCUUAGGGCCGCGCUGUCGCCACUCGCCACCGUCUCGGAUGCCUCGGAGGCUGGAGGUGGAGUGUGCGCUUCCACUGGCCUCACGCCCUUGGCAGUCCAGCAGCUCAGGGCCGCCCGCCAGGGAGCUAGGCCGGUGCUGGGGCCAGGCCGCAGCGACCUGCAGCCCGCGCGCAGCUCCCCGUCGCUGCCAGGUGGGCGGCCGCGGCCCAGGGUGCUCAUCGUGAGCCUCUUCGACGGCGUCGCCGCGCUGGCCGUGGCAGUGUCCAGGCUGCCAGUCGACAUCAUCGGCAUGGUGUGCAGCGAGGUUGACAAGCCUGCUAGACGAGUCGUGCGACUCCGAUGGCCUGGAACCGCAGAUUGGGGGGAUAUCCGAUCGAUCUCCGAGAAGGACGUCGCUAAGCUGGCUGACACCUACUACAGCCUGUGCGACGUCUGCGUCUGUGGAGCGGGCAGCCCUUGUCAGGACCUCAGCGCAGUCAAUUUGUCGCGGGCGGGCCUGGCUGGCCCCAGUUCGAAGCUCUUCUAUGAGACCCCGCGGGCCCACGGUCUCCUUCGUAAGCACUUCAAGGAGAAGCUAGCCACCUUUGUUGGGAACGUUGCUUCGAUGAGUCCGCAAGUGAGAGAUGCUAUCACGAAGGAGCUUGGGGUCCCGCCAGUCAAGCUAUGCUCCUCUAUAUUUGUUCCUGCUCGUCGGCCGCGUUACUACUGGUGCAAUUGGCCUGUGCAGACUCGCGGGGAAUUCGCAGUCGAGGAGCUGCGCCAGCCCAGCGGGUCACUCCUGGUCGUGCGCCGAGUCAGCGGUUCAGUCGCCCCUCUCCAGUGGGUCGCUGCUGGCUGGACCUGGGGGGGCGGCGCUGCUCCAGUUCCGACGCUUGUGUGCCCGCGGCCUGCCUCAAGUAGAGCUGCGAUGCCUGCAGGCCUCCGCUCUGCUUCGGACGCUGCAAAAAGGAGGUGGGAGCAGGACUGCUAUCGCUAUCACUUGGGCUGGUAUGAAGAGACCUCCAUGCUUCGGAACGACUUGGAUGGGAGCCUCCGCGCGCCUAACCCCGAGGAGAGAGAGGCCCUGCUGGGAUUCGACAAGCAUUACACAAGGGUUGCCCACAAGGACCCUGGGGCCCAAGGAGUUGCUGACACGAGGAGCUUUCUCUUGGGCAACUCUUAUUCAGUGUAUUCGGUCUCAUGGCUCCUCCAGCAGCUGUUUCUGGCUCGAGGACUCCUUGCUCGCGAGCUACCUGCUGAAGCUCUGUUCGCGCGGGGGGCGUGCCCGCUGGCCUGGGGCGAGGUCGGCACCUACACGAAGGGCGCAGCCGAGUACGACAAGAAGCUGGCCUCAGAGUUCACAGGCGAGGAAGCCAUUCCGACAGCCCCAGAAGGUCCGCAAACACUCCUUCAAAGGGCGAGGAAGGCACACUCGGCGAAGCGUGGUACUCGGUUGAAGCUGCUCCGAGUCACCUCCACCACGCUCCACCGCUACAGAGCAACAGCCAAGCGCGUCCUCGAUUUUUGGGAUGCCAUAGGCCUCAAGCCCUCAGGACCGCUGGACACCGACGAGGGCAUCGCCGAGUACAUAGAGAUGCUCUGGAGCGAAGGCCAGCCCGUUAGCUUUGCCAACUAUGCUGUCGUUGCGAUAGGCUUCUUCUUUCCCUCAGUCAAACAGAGCUUGGGGUUGUCAUGGGGUCUGCUCAAGGCUUGGAGGCGAUGCGAACCGCAUGUUCGCGCCUUGCCGUUCACGCCAGAGCUCAUUCUGGGAAUGGCCGCCCUCGCCAUCGAGUGCGACGCUGUGGAUAUCGGCACCCUCCUCGCAUUGGGUUUCGCAGGUCUUUUGCGCACAACAGAGUUGUUCACAUUGUCCAAGCAGCAGGUUGCGAUCAUCAAUGACAGAGUGAUUGUCCGCUUGCCUGAGACCAAGACAGGGUACCGCAAAGCCACUACCGAGAUGGUCGUUGUCGACUGCCCCAUCGCCGUGGAUCUGGUCAAGCGCUGGCAUGCACACGCAGCGCCUCCGGACACGAUCAGCACACGGUCGCCAGCGCAGCUUCGCAGUUGCCUGAAAAAGCUGCUGGCGUUCUUUCACCUCGAGGAUUUUCGCUUCUCAUGGUACUCGUGCCGUCGUGGUGGUGCCGCGUGCGACUUCAUCGUCGUGUACGACGCGCUCGACUGGGCGCAGCUCGCAAACGAGCCGGACUCGGGCGGCGCCCUGGGCGCUUCCGCGGCUGAGGAGGAGGCCGCCGAGGUCAACGCCCCGCAAACGGCGGCGGCGCUGCCGGCGGCGGGCCCGCAGCCCAGACCGGGGGCCGCCUUGGGCGCCGCAACGGCCGCGCGCGCGGCCGCGGGGGCCCGCGCGGCGGAGGCCGCGCAGGCAGCGGCUCUGACCGACGCGGCUGCGGCGCGCGCGGCCGCGGAGGUCCGCGCCGCGGAAUCCGCUCAGGCGGCGGCCAUGGCCGCGGCCGCCGACGCGGCGGCCGCGGAGGCGACCGAGGCGGUGCGCGCGGAGGUCUACGCCGGCCGGCGCCUGCCCGCGGCGCGGGGCCGGGUGGGCGGGCAGGUGUCGCGCCUGGCGGCGCCGGAGCUCCUCGGCGUCGCCGAGGCGUUUGCCCAUGGGCCGCAGGCUAGCUGGGCUGCGCAGGGCCGCGGCCAGCGGGGCUGA